AUGGCCAGUCGGAAGACGACGACGGACAGGAACGAUACGAACACACUACCAUCAACGAUACUUAGCCCAGAUGCUACACUCGAAAGCCCAAGUCAAAGUAUUGCCCAACAUGGUUCCCAAUUCGCUGGCAACUGUAAGGUAUCUGGAAAUGGAAACGUCCAUCAAGGCAACAACAUCAACAACAACAACAACACUAUCAACCACCACCACACAACGGACCAAUGUCUUGCCGACCUUCGCAUCACAGAUCCUCGCCACGAUAAGCAGCGCAUCCAGGAAGUCAAAGGCGGCUUGAUCCAAGACUCCUAUAUCUGGGUGCUCGAGAAUUCUGAUUUCUGUCAAUGGCUUGGCAACGAGAACAGCCACUUGCUCUGGGUCAAAGGCGACCCAGGCAAAGGCAAGACGAUGCUCCUUUGCGGCAUUAUCGACCAUUUAAAGAAAUCACAAGCCGAGGGAAAGGUUCUCUCCUACUUCUUUUGCCAAGCCACUGAUGAGCGCAUUAAUACUGCCACCUCCGUAGCGCGCGGUCUUAUCUUUAUGCUUUGCAGCCAAGAUGCAUCUCUUAUGUCUCAUCUCAAAAAUCAUUACGAUCCAGCUGGCAAGGCGCUUUUUGAAGACGCGAAUGCGUGGCAUGCGUUAUCCGAGAUAUUCACAGACAUACUCCAAGACCCUACACUCCAGGGGGUCUGCCUCGUAGUCGACGCUUUAGACGAGUGUGUAAAAGGUCUCCCACAACUGCUCGAUCUGAUAAUCCAAACCUCACGGUUGCCUCACACAAAAUGGCUCGUCUCAAGCCGUAAUUGGACGGAUAUUGAAGAGAAGCUGUGCGAUGUGGCGCAUAGGUUAUCGCUAGAGCUGAAUGCGAAGUCGGUUUCUGCGGCCGUGGAAAGCUAUAUCCAGUUUAAAGUUUCCGAGCUUACGCGGAUAAAGGGCUACCAACAGGGAAUCGCUAAUGAAGUGCGCCAAUACCUGUCAUCACACGCCGACGACACUUUUCUUUGGGUCGCCUUGGUUUGUCACGAGCUCGGAAACAGUAAAGUUCGAUCGAGGCAUACACAUGAUGUACUGAAAUCGUUCCCACCGGGCCUUGAUCCGCUGUAUCAAAGGAUGGUAGAAUACAAUACCGUUUCGAGAGAUGCACAAGCUUGUCGUGAGAUCCUAGCUCUUCCUUCGACAGUAUAUCGACCUGUUAGCGUGGAUGAAUUGCAGGGUUUGACCCAGUCUGUCAAGGAAAUCGAGAAUCUUAGUCAAGAGGAGGUUCUCGAAGUUAUCGCAGCAUGUGGUUCCUUUUUGACGCUUCGAGACAGCAUCAUCUUCUUCGUCCAUCAGUCUGCGAAGGAUUUCCUGCUCAAGAAAGCAAGCAAUACGAUCCUAAGCUCUAGUAUUGAAAACCAACAGUUCAAGAUCUUCGCAGACUCUUUAGAUCUUCUUAGCAAUACCUUGAAACAGGACAUUUACGAUCUGCGCGCACCUGGCUAUCCUAUCGACCAAGUCAAAAUCCCUUAUCCCGACCCGCUGGCGAGCUCUCGCUACUCUUGUGCCUAUUGGGUAGAUCAUCUUCAAGACGCAGGACUUGUGCACGCAAGAUCAGUGCUUACCAGCGUUCCGAGAUUUCUGAAGACCAAAUACCUUUACUGGCUUGAGGCUCUUAGUUUGAUGCACAACGUUCCUGAAGGUGUCAAAGCAAUACAAAAGCUAGAGAGAAUGAUGGCCAAUAAUGACUCCGAGGAGCUGAAGGAUCUAUCCAAAGAUGCUCGUCGUUUCCUUCUUGCACAGAAGAGAGGGUUUGAAUUGGCUCCGCUGCAAGUCUACUCCUCCGCUCUUAUUUUCAGUCCCACGAACAGUCUGAUCAGGCGCUGCUUCAGCCACAAAAUCCCUGCUUGGGUCAAGCUAGCACCCAAGGCUGGAACAGAAUGGAGUGCUUGCCUGCAGACGAUAGAGGGCCAUAGGAACAGGUCAAUCACCGCAGUCAGUUUCUCUGUUGAUGGUAGGCAAAUUGCAUCAAACUCGAGUGACAUGACCGUCAAGCUGUGGGAUGCCACUUCAGGCAAUUGUCUUCGAAUACUCAAGGGGGAAGGUGCUUGGCUCAUAGAAGUGCUUUCAUUCUCACCAGAUGGUAAACGCAUUGUGCUGGGAAGCACUUCAGGCAUCGAAAUCCGAGAUACCGACUCGGGGAAUAUAGUGAAAAAGCUUGACUGCCUUGUGCGAACAGUCGCUUACUCACUCGAUGGCCAGAAAAUCGCUUCCGGUGGCGAUAGUAUCGUCCAGAUCUGGAAUGCUCAUUCUCUUGAGCUUUUACAUGCAUCUGACACCGGCGGUGGGUCAAUAAGCUCGAUCUCCUUCUCCGCGAGCUGUUUGCGAUUUGGAUUAGAAUCAUGGAAUCCAAACACAACCACCAUUUUCCAUCUCAAGGAUACCACAAGUGAAUUGGCGACACUUUUCAAAAUAAAUGGUAAAGCAACUUCAAUGGCAUUCUCAUCCGACGGUGGAAAAGCCGUGUUGGGUUUUGACAGUGGCGCCCUCGAAGUCUGGGACACUACUUUAGGCCAAUGUGUACAACACCUCAAAGCGGACCAAUGUUACAUCAGUUCGGUGGCAUUCUCGCCUGACUGCCUGCAAGUCGUAUCGGGCUCUAGUAGAAGUGUCCAGGUUUGGGAUAUUGCAACAGGCCAACGCGCAAGGUCUUAUAAGACCAGUGACCAUGUCAACGUCGUAACCUUUUCACCAGAUGGCGGACGAGUUGUGGCAGGGUCCGAUACCUUUCAAAUAUGGGACAACUUUUUACAUGACUAUGAAUCACUGCAUGAAGGCCAUGAAAAGGAGGUCAUAAAGUUGGACCUAUCCCCCGACCUCUCACAAAUUGCAUCGAGCUCGGAUGAUGGAACCGUCAAGAUCUGGGAUUCGGCCUCGGGCGAUUGUGUGCGAACUUUUAUAGGCCAUGACGGACAGACAGGUUGCAUCUUCUUCUCGCCUGAUGGGAAAAAGAUUGCAUCGGGCUCAAGCGACAAUACCAUCAGAAUUUGGGACAUCACGUCCAACAACUGCAUAGUGGCAAUUCCAACAGGUCACGCGGACGGCCCACCCUUGCCCAGGCGAAAGGACAACAUGUAUUCAAUUACUUUUUCAGAUGAUGGACAACACGUCAAAUCAGAAUUCACGGCACGAGGCUUCUAUAGGGGAGACCUCCUCUUAUGGUUACCUAAGGAAUUCCGACCAGUUGAUGACUUUUCGGGAUUCAAGGCUGCAGGAUCUAUGGUUGCAAUCGGCACCAGUCUUGGUAGAGUUCUGAUCAUGAGAUUCGCGCUGGAUGGCGAUGAGGCAUUACCACUUCUCAAGGAUUGGCGGACUGGAGCUGCUGUGGGCGGAAUCAGUACUCAGAUGCGUGCGUCGAUAAUGAAGUAUGACGGCAACGCAGAUACUUUCGAGAGCACAUCAUCUCUUCUCGACCGCUCUCUUGGUGUGACAAUGCCAAAAGUUCUUGCUAGCUCAGCCAAUUUCAUGGAUUUUCACGAGGAAGGCAACUUCUACGAGUAA
Molecule: messenger RNA, 3534 nt
Organism: Pestalotiopsis fici W106-1
Lineage: Eukaryota; Fungi; Ascomycota; Sordariomycetes; Amphisphaeriales; Sporocadaceae
Exons: 6
Coding region: 1-3534 (1177 amino acids)
Molecular function (GO): protein binding
Source: RefSeq, a predicted model, not a curated record